UUUUCUGGGUACAUUCCGGACAGUAGAGUGGGGGGGAGUAGAGGACGAUAGAUAGGGCAGCAUGGCGGCAACCUUCUGCGCCGGGCCCGCCGCAUCCGCGGUAGCAAACCCUAGCUCCGCCGGCUGCCGACGCCAGAACCUACCUCGGGCUGGCGUGCUGUCUGCCUGCUGGCGGCCCACCCGGCCGAUUCCCGCCUUCCUCUCCCUCCGGCGCCCCAAUGCCGAGCUGCGGCCGCUACGCGUGGCCGCCGGCUCCGGCGUUGACCCGAAGGUUGUCAAUGGGGAAGAUUUUCCUCCCAUGAAGGACCUAAUUCAACUAUACAGGACAGCUUUUCAACAAGGAAAUGAUGAGGUUCUUGGUGAAGUUGAGAAGGCAAUCACUGCUGUGGAAAAAGAGAAGAGUAGGGUAGCUUCUCAGUUUGAAAGUAUUACAACCGAAAUAACUUCUGGGAAGGAGAAGUUUAUUCGCUUAAAUGCUGAUCUGGAGAAUUUCCGGAAACAGACUGAAAAGGAUCGUGCAAAGUUUACAUCAAAUAUGCGGGUGCAAGUUGUUCAGAGUCUGUUACCUCUGGUUGAUAGUUUUGAGAAAACGAAUUUAGAGAACACACCAGAGACUGAGAAGGAGCAAAAGAUCAGCACAAGCUAUCAAGGCAUAUACAAGCAGUUAGUUGAAACACUAAGAUAUUUGGGUGUAGGAGUAGUGGAAACAGUUGGCAAGCCAUUUGAUCCUUCAGUCCAUGAAGCCAUCUCACGAGAAGCAUCCAUGCAAUUCAAGGCAGGGAUUGUCAUGCAUGAAGUCCGCAGAGGGUUCCAUUUGAAGGAGAGGCUGCUAAGGCCUGCUACUGUUAAGGUCUCUACUGGCUCUGGCAAACAAAGCGCAAGCUCAUAAGAGGGGGGCAAAGAUGCCUUUUUGUGAAUCUGAUCAAACGACCAUCAGGAACUGAUAGACAAGGAACCUCUCCUUUUGAGCAACUUUUCUGUUCAUAACAUGACAAAUGUGUUUGAUAUCAAAUGAGAUAGGUCACCUAUGUAUGGUGUUGCCAGGGAGCAUCAGCUUGAAGUUUUGCUGUUAUUUGUAAUCUGCUAGAAUUUUGUCCACCAAAAGAGAGUGAAACAUUCAACAUACAUACCGGAUAUAUUGACUUCCUUUCUCCAACUAAGAGUGUUUUUUCA
Molecule: messenger RNA, 1173 nt
Organism: Sorghum bicolor (sorghum)
Lineage: Eukaryota; Viridiplantae; Streptophyta; Magnoliopsida; Poales; Poaceae
Product: protein GrpE
Exons: 3
Coding region: 62-889 (275 amino acids)
Biological process (GO): protein folding
Cellular component (GO): chloroplast
Molecular function (GO): adenyl-nucleotide exchange factor activity; protein homodimerization activity; protein-folding chaperone binding
Source: RefSeq, a predicted model, not a curated record